AUGGAGAUCAGUCCCAACUGCAGUGCCGACUGCGACUCUGGAUCCUGCUUCAUCCAUCCUGCGGUCAACAACCAACAGAGCCGAGACGUCCUGCUGAAACUCUGCACUCUGUCCACGAGGGUUGUGGAGGUACAGAGCAGAUCUUUGUCUCCGGUUCUGUGUGCCGUGGUUUGGACGCUGCUCUCCUGUGGGAUCCUCCUGGCGUUCCUCUUCCUCAUCUUCACCAUCCGCUACAAAAACAACCGAAUAGUGAAGAUGUCGAGUCCGAACCUGAACAUUCUGACCCUGUUGGGGAGCGUUCUGACGUACACCAGUGGAUUUUUGUUUGCUGUUGAGGACAGAUCACCUUUACUGGGAACGGGUGCACGAGCGGUGCUGCAGAUACGAGUCUGGACGCUGUGUAUCGGCAGCACUCUGGUGUUUGGACCCAUCCUGGGGAAAACGUGGCGCAUCUACAGGGUCUUCACCCAGCGCAUGCCCGACAGACGAGUGAUCAUUCGUGAUGUACAGUUGAUGGGUUUGGUGGCUCUGCUGGUACUGGUGGACGUGGUGGUCCUGGCUGUGUGGGGUCUGACCGACCCUGUUAAGUGUUCUCGAUCGGUCAGUGCUGUUGUCAAGGUGCUUGAGUUUGAUGUUCGGUACACGUUGUCCCAGUUGGACUCCUGCUCCUCUUACUACACAGACUUGUGGUUUCUUCUCCUUUCUGCAGUAAAGGCCAGUCUGAUGUUAUAUGGUACAUAUCUGGCUGGACUGACCAGUAACGUCAGCCUGCCUCCAGUCAACCAGUCCUUGACCAUUAUGGCUGCUGUAUGUCUGGUCAGUGUGUCCUCCGCUGUGGUCCUUCCUGUCUGUCGUUACCUGUACGCGUGGCCCAAUCUGGUCUGCGGCGUGAUGUCUGGAUCCAUCUUCGUCUGCACCACGACUAUCAACUGUCUGAUGUUCGUGCCUCAGUUGACCGAAUGGAGGCAGUUUGAAGAGGAGUUGAACCCUCACGCUGGUCAGAUGGCCAAGUACUUCAGCAGCCCCAGCCGAAGCAUGCGCUCGCUGUACAGCGAGGACGAGAUCUACUACCUGCUGGGAGAAAACAACUCCAUGAAGAGGUUAAUCAGCGAGAAAGACGCAGUGAUCGACAGCCUUCAGGAGCAAGUGAACAACGCCAAGGAUAAGCUUCUGAAGCUCAUGUCUGUGAGCCACCUGCAGGACGAACGAGAAAUGAACUCCUCAACCACCAACCUUAACUCUUCCUCCACCCAGACCACAGUGGUCGCCCCUGAGCCUUCUCCUUCUCCUCUUCCGAUCAGAGAAGAGAUCACUCUGUCUGUCGCUUUCCUGCCUCCACACUAUAAGCCUCCUGCGGCGAUCCCGUCUUCGUCCUCUUCAGCCUCCGCGUACGAGACGCCUCCUGAAGGUUUACCACCGGCCACUCCUGCUCCUUUCUCGCUGCUACGAGCGUCCUGUACUGUUCUGUCCCCUCACAGUCCGGAUGAGGUUGACCGUACAAGUAUGAAAAAAUUGGACUCCACGUACACGCUGGCUGCGGUCAACCCAUCAGUGGACGUUCCGGUUGACUUGCAUACAAACCAGGGUUCCGUACCUCUUCAUCCUUGCUUGACCAGUCAAACCCCAGGAGACGGAGCAAGCUCAGUGGAAGAGACCGCUGUUCCAUCUUUGGUGAGGGGAUGUCGACAGGGAUUCGUCAGCAGCAAGCAUCUGCAGGAGAUUCUGCACGAUUUGAGCGUGGAUGCCGUGAGCAGCUCGCGUAGAUCACCGGCCGGAGCGAGAAGACCUUCGAAUCCCGUUCACAACGAUCCCGCCGUAAAAGCCGUCGACAGCUUCUCCGCCGUCCCGCCCGAUUCCCCUCCUCUGCAGUUCUACUUCCCCAGCAUCUCGCCGUACAUGAUGAGAAAGCGCAGACCUCCCUUCAACUCCUGUAAAAACAACUCACCUCCCUACUACUACCCGGGCUCGGCGCCCCCCGGCCGCAGGACGAACCCCAAACCGACUUUAACGCAUUCUCAGCCCCUCGGAGAAUCACACAAUAAACACGAUGAAGGAACUGAGGACCAGAGAUGGACUGAAGGCUCUGAGGCACGGCAUGAUGUCCAGUCACGAUCGCGCAGACGAACUCGUAGAAACUCUUGUUCUGGAAGACGCCCAAUAAGUCCUUCACCUCGUGACGGGCGUGUGGAGAAAACUGGAGGCGUAGAUUCUUACGGAUACUCGGACUCUGAGUCCAGCAGCUCGGAGGAUUAUUGCUACUACCACCGACCUUACUGCGAAGCCUGCAGACACAGUCCGUCACCCUCCAGCAGCUCGGAGACCUCCGACAGCGAGUAUGAGGAACUCUGCAAUCCCUCCCACCCCGUCGUCAACUUUAAAGAGGACCUGAAACCCACUUUUGUCUAAAUAAUGAGGUUAAAUGAACAUGUACAAAGAAUCAGCAUCUACUCAAAGCAUCAGCCAUCCAGCGUAAAUCUCUGGAUGGGAAGAGCAGCACUUCUGCCUUCCAUGUCAAUCAGAGAUGUUUGUAAGCUGAAGUUCAGGCAUGUUUGCAUUUCCAACAACCUCCCAAACUGGUAGCACUAAAUUGGGAAAGAUAAAAAACUAGUUUGCAAAU
This is a messenger RNA of Trichomycterus rosablanca, 2617 nucleotides long. RefSeq names its product G protein-coupled receptor 156 (gene gpr156). Lineage: Eukaryota; Metazoa; Chordata; Actinopteri; Siluriformes; Trichomycteridae. The coding region runs from base 1 to 2406 and encodes 801 amino acids. Gene Ontology annotation, biological process: G protein-coupled receptor signaling pathway; gamma-aminobutyric acid signaling pathway. Gene Ontology annotation, molecular function: G protein-coupled GABA receptor activity. The record is from RefSeq and is a predicted model, not a curated record. Gene Ontology annotation, cellular component: membrane; G protein-coupled receptor heterodimeric complex. The transcript has 9 exons.